Molecule: messenger RNA, 3054 nt
Organism: Dalotia coriaria
Lineage: Eukaryota; Metazoa; Arthropoda; Insecta; Coleoptera; Staphylinidae
Product: nuclear hormone receptor FTZ-F1 beta
Exons: 6
Coding region: 1-2148 (715 amino acids)
Biological process (GO): hormone-mediated signaling pathway; tissue development; regulation of transcription by RNA polymerase II
Cellular component (GO): RNA polymerase II transcription regulator complex
Molecular function (GO): RNA polymerase II cis-regulatory region sequence-specific DNA binding; nuclear receptor activity; zinc ion binding
Source: RefSeq, a predicted model, not a curated record
AUGGCGGCGGACAUGCGCUCCCCGAACGUGUCCGUGACGCCAAUCAACGUGCCCGGGCAUGGCGAGCCGCUGGACAGCUCCGACGCCGAGGUGGCGCAGAUCGACUUCCAAUCCAGCGUCAGCGUCAACAUGCGCCACAAAAUCAAACGCGAGUGCACGCCGAGCGGCAUCGCAACCUCCACCUCGACAAACACCGAAAUUGUCCCUCGCCCAAUGUCCUGGGAGGGUGAACUCUCCGACGGCGACAACGACGAAAACGAUGAAAACAAACUCGACAUGUGCGUGGAUGACGACACACACAGUCACCUGCUACCCGAGAACCUCUCCAUGCAUCAUCACACAUUAGAACGGCAGUCAUCAAUCACCUCAGCGGAUUCUUCAAAAGAAUCACCCAUAAUGCGGCUGAAACAAUCACACAGUGCUAGUUAUUCGCUACAUUCAACACCUAGUAACUCACCAUUGUUAUCACAACGCCAUCCGUUGCCGUCGAUGGUCCCUAAAGACCUGGUGCACAAAGCGUUGAAUGUCCCACCGACGCCAAGCCCGGAUUCCGCUGUGCAUUCGGCGUAUUCGGUGUUUUCAUCGCCGACGCAAAGUCCGCUUACGCAGAGACAUGUUACGCUUACACCGAAUCUCAGCAGGAAUAACAGCGACGCAUCACACUCAAGCUGCUGUUCUUACAGUAGUGUAUCGGUGUCCGUGUCACCGACACAACAAUUCUCACCGACGCAUAGUCCUAUCCAAGGGAGACACAUGCCGAAUAUACAUAGCUCACCUCUGCAUCAUAAUGUGUUGUAUCGCAGCCUGCAGGACGACUCAAACACGCAGUUUACCACUUCGUCCGCCUCCGAACAGGAUAACGAUGAUAAUAUUGUGGAUGACAAGACGUUGAUUCAUAGUUCUCUGCCGGCACAGCCCGGAAUUUCACGCCAGCAGUUGAUAAACAGUCCGUGUCCGAUUUGUGGCGAUAAAAUCUCCGGAUUUCACUACGGAAUCUUCAGCUGUGAGUCCUGCAAAGGUUUCUUCAAGCGAACGGUGCAGAACCGCAAGAAUUACGUGUGUUUACGCGGCGCUGUGUGUCCGGUAACAGUGGCGACGCGUAAAAAAUGUCCGGCUUGCCGGUUUGAGAAGUGCUUGCAAUGCGGGAUGAAACUAGAGGCUAUACGUGAGGAUCGCACGCGUGGUGGACGCUCCACUUACCAGUGUUCGUAUUCCCUUCCGCCGUCGCUGGCGAAUCAUCCGGAACUACGCGCGAGUUCGAGUGAUCUGCGGCAUGGCGCUGUCGGGCAAGAUGGCGGCUCGAUGGGCGGGUUCAGUAUAAAGAUGGAGCCACUGGAGGCUGGUUUACCGCUCGGAAAGAAGCGACAUAGUGUCCCACCGUUAUUGCAAGAAAUAAUGGACGUGGAACAUUUAUGGCAUUACAGUGAGCUGGAACUAAACAAGCUGAACACCGAAGGUAGUCUGGGCCGUGAGGGAAGUAGUGGUGCCGUACAUAACCUGCAUAUGCAUCCAUUACUCGCUGGAACAGCGCUGGCGGGUUCCACCGAUACGAAUCCUGACUUCGUUGCGAAUCUGUGCAAUAUCGCCGACCAUCGGCUGUACAAAAUCGUCAAAUGGUGCAAGAGCUUGCCAUUAUUUAAGAAUAUCUCCAUUGACGAUCAAAUCUGCCUGCUGAUCAACUCCUGGUGCGAACUGCUGUUGUUCUCGUGCUGUUUUCGCUCAAUGGCGACGCCGGGCGAGAUCCGCGUGUCGCUCGGCAAGAGUAUUACUCUAGCGCAGGCACGCGACCUUGGUAUGCACGCGUGCAUCGAGCGCAUGCUCAACUUCACCGAGCAUCUGCGGCGGCUGCGCGUCGACCGAUACGAAUAUGUUGCCAUGAAAGUUAUAGUAUUAUUAACUUCAGAUACGUCUGAAUUACGAGAGGCUGAAAAAGUGCGCGCGUCGCAGGAGAAAGCGCUCAAGGCGCUGCAAGACUACACGCUAACGCACUAUCCUGAAAGUCCUGCCAAAUUCGGUGAAUUGCUGUUGCGAAUACCCGAAUUGCAAAGAACUUGUCAGGUUGGAAAAGAAAUGUUAACGAUAAAAUCAAAAAAUGACGAGGGACCAAGCUUUAAUCUACUGAUGGAACUCCUGCGCGGUGAUCACUGAAUGAAGAAAACGGAAAAUCGAAAAGGAGACGUGCCUUAAUCGCUUUAUGGUGGCGGGUUGAUUACUUACAGACAGUAUUUUUUACGAUUUUUUUUUUAUGUCUAGAAAUUUAAGUUUGCGUUAAGUAUCGAAUAUUUUUCUAUAAGGAGAUAAUUUAAAAUGUUACACUAGCUUUAAGCGAGCGGAGAUUGAUGAGAACGUACGUACUUAUGAAACAUUUCGGACACAAUUCGAACAAAACAAAAUUAAAAUCGAAAAAUGAAUCAAAAUUACAUCGAGCUAUUUAAAACACAUGCAUAAAUGUACAUACAAUUUAUAUACAUACUUUUUAUAUACACCCAGCUAGGCUAAGAUGAAGAAAUAUUUUUUAUUGGUAUAUAUAUACACGAUGUAUGAGAGAUUUAAAGUUUAGACCGUUGUUGCUCACAUGAUACACGCUUAAUCAUAUGGUAGAAAUGUGAUGGCAACGGUCCGAACUAAAAACUUCUGGAAAAUCAUUUGCUUUGUAUCAAAUACAAGCAAAUACUUAAUCUCAUUCCAUUACUUGUAGGCGACCACUCGGAACAUACUUAAUUUAUAUACGAAUUAUGAAGUUUGUGCCAAUUUUGAUGAUGAAAACGUAUACAAAAUAUCGAAGCAAGCAAGAGACUUUCUCGGAGGCCUUUAUAACCCUAAUCGACGUUCACGCGCUGUACAAACGUAUAUCAACCCUUAUAACAUUUACUAUAAACUCUUUACACGCAACGGUAAUCAAAAUAUUUAACGAAACAAAAAAAACGGAACAAUGACUGUCAAAGUGUGAAACGCUUAUACGUACCGACCGCAUACGUAUUUUUGAUACAACGUGUAAUUUUGCUAGCGAUUUUACAACGCAAACGAACUUUUGUAAUAAACUUUUCAUAAUUA